Messenger RNA from Paecilomyces variotii, 1710 nucleotides. Its product is annotated as putative 30S ribosomal subunit S4. Gene Ontology annotation, molecular function: rRNA binding; structural constituent of ribosome. Gene Ontology annotation, biological process: positive regulation of translational fidelity. Gene Ontology annotation, cellular component: mitochondrial small ribosomal subunit. NCBI's taxonomy places the organism in Eukaryota, Fungi, Ascomycota, Eurotiomycetes, Eurotiales, Thermoascaceae. The record is from RefSeq and is a predicted model, not a curated record. The transcript has 3 exons. Bases 58 to 1422 code for a protein of 454 amino acids.
UGCCGGUGAAUAGCUAGGAGAGCAGGAAGUCGACUUGCUGUCUCAACGCCGCCCAUCAUGAGAAACAGGGCUACGACGCCUUUGAAAGGCGGGGCGAAAAUCCGACAGUCAUGGAGCAAGUACAACUUGUAUAACCUCAACCGUUUUCGAAACCCACCAACCGCCAACAAGACUUUCUUCCAGCAAAAAUGGGCAGCCAAAUCAAUUGCUCGAUCAUACCACGGUGAACAGGUCCGGGAGAGCCAAUGGGAGCGCAUGUUCUCCCGUCGGUUGCGCAGUGUCGUGCCUAUGAACCCUUCUCAGUUGGCUCAGGACGAUGGCUCGCAGAUUUCUGCAGGCCGUGGAUCUGGCCUGGAAAAGCCUGGUCGCAGAUCUGCCUCGUCUGUUCCACGAACUCCCUUCACACAGAUGACUUUCGCUCCCUUGGAACGGCGGUUGGAUGUAGCAAUCUUCAGAGCUAUGUUCGCUAGCAGCACCAGACAGGCCCGCCAGUUUGUCGUCCAUGGAGCUGUCACAGUCAACGGGAAGAAGAUGAAAUUCCCCGGCUACCUAUUGAACCCCGGCGAUCUCUUCCAAGUCGACCCAGAAAGAGUCAUGUUUGCCACCGGUGCCCCGAAAGAUAAGCAUGAACGUCGCGAAGGACGUCUUGCGAAAAAGUCCGCUGCCGCUGCUCAAGAGGCCGAAGAAGCAAAUGCGGAAGAAGAGGCGGCUAAGGAAGCCAAGGAUGAGGAGAAGCCAGAGGAUGCCAAGGACGAGGAUCCUCGGGAGACGUUGAAGACGCUCCUUGCCCAGGCCAAGACAAUCAUGUCGAGCAGCAAGGAUGUUCUUCCGGCGAAGCGCAAGCAGGAGAUCCGAGGCUUCCAAAAGGCUGUCAAGAGAGUCCUCUCGCGAUCCCAGUCGAGCAGCGUGCUCACUGACAACCUGGAAGCUCAGUUCUCCGAGCUGACCUCUCUUCUCAGGGCGAAGAGAGCCGAAAAGGUCGAAGCGAAGGAGUCCAAGUCGGAAGGCGCUUCUGCCACCGAGUCUACGAAGUCAGCGAAUGCUGCUACGGCUGCAUCAGAUGCCAAACCCGGUGAACAGCUUACUGAGGCGUUCCGAAAGGCCGCGCUGGAUCCGGAGGGCCUGGAUGGGGAAUCCGCUUCAGAGCUCUCUGACGUCGAGUUUGACGUGUUGAAGCGCGCCCUUGAACAGCUUCGUGACAACCCUAUCGACAGCACCAAGCCCUACGCGACCCCGUGGCGCCCGCGUGACUACAUGAGUGCGUUUGCGUUCAUCCCGAAAUACCUUGAAGUGAACCAGAACAUCUGUGCUGCAGUGUAUCUAAGACACCCCGUUGCACGUCCCGGCUUUUCGGAGGUUCCUACACCAUUCGGAGAGGGUGUUGGUACCGCCGCAUUUGCCUGGUAUCUCAGGCGGCGGUAGAUGCCUCGGAGGGAGAUGUUCGUCGUUAUUAUACCUUUAUUCUCUGUUUUCAGGACGUCUGUAUUACUGGGUAGUUCUUUUUCCGCUUCUGCUCAUGGAUGUGGACGUCAGGCGAGCUGUCUUUGAGCCGCUAUUUCCGGAGUUGAUAUGAGCACAUCUGUACAACAUGACCAUGGCGACCGUGUAAAUGCAUCGAAUAAGGAACCAAUCUCUCAUCUGAUUCGUCUCUGACGAUAUUUUUGACACAACGUCUGUCUAUGCGUUAAGCAAUGGUAUCCCUUUCCGAGG